CUAACCCCUAAAGGGGUAGUGAUUUUUGACACCCCCUUUAUGAUUGGCCAAUUUUAUUUCCAAUCAUUGGCAAGUAUUAAUUAAACUGAUUUUUUAUUUUUUUUAAUCUUGUAAUUUGGGGUCUCUCACCACAUUGGAAAAGAGAAAGAAUCUGGGAAAAAACGAAAUCACCCCCAUUAAUUACAUAAUUAAUUUCUCUCACUGGUACAUUAAUUACACGUACCACUCUACUGGUACACGUACCACUCCACUGGUACACGUACCACUCCACUGGUGCGAGCAAUCCACAAGGUAGGUUAGAGUGAGAACAAUACCAGUGCAAUGAUAUUUUUCAUAACAAUGAUAAACAAUAACGGAGCAACAAUGCAGUACCACUUCAAUGAUACAAAUACCACUCCACUGGUACACGUACCACUCCACUAGUACACGUACCACUCCACUGGUACGUGUACCAGUGGAGUGGUACGUGUACCAGUAGAGUGGUAUGUGUAAUUAAUGUACCAGUGAGAGAAAUUAAUUAUGUAAUUAAUGGGGGUGAUUUCGUUUUUCCCCAGAUUCUUUCUCUUUUCCAAUGUGGUGAGAGACCCCAAAUUACAAGAUUAAAAAAAAUAAAAAACCAGUUUAAUUAAUACUUGCCAAUGAUUGGAAAUAGAAUUGACCAAUCAUAAAGGGGGUGUCAAAAAUCACUACCCCUUUAGGGGUAGUCAAGCUAACCGAUCCCCCAUUGCAUUGCAUGCAAUUAAUCGAUCAACGGAUCAAGAGAACUGAAGAAAGCACGUGUACGACACGAUCGUGCCUACGAUUCUAGCUCUACGAUAGAUCCUCCCGCAUACAAUCACUACCAUUCCCUCCAACACUUUAAUGAAUCGAGGUGGAGACCCCAGAUUUGUCCAGAGAAUAGGACAAACGGACUCACAUAAUCAGGCAAACUCGCUACACUUGUCACGCAAACCACCAAACCCUAGUUCGUAAAAAAGAAAGAAGAUAUUUUUCCCGCGGGUCCCAUCUCCUACUCAGUCGCCUUCCCCCACGUCCUUUCAUCCUUAUCCAUCCUCUUCUCUUUCAAGUUUCACCACAUCUCCCAUUUUUUCACCCCACUGUAAAUAGACAAACCUGUCUAGUCUAGAUAUUUUAGCUCCUCAACAGCCUCUAUAUAUUUCACCCCAAAAGAACCCACUUCGCCACCACACUAAAAAAAGAAGAAGAAGAAAGAACAAGAAGAAGAAAGAAACGAAGCCAUGGUUCUGCUGGAUAACAUGUGGGACGACGUCCUGGCCGGGCCUCAGCCCGAUCGCGGCCUGGGCCGGCUCAGGAGGAUCGGCACCAAGCCCCUCAACGUCGAGGGGGAAGGGGUGAGCACUACCAAGUUCGGGAAGUCGCUGUCGAUGCCGGCGAGCCCCUCGACGCCGGUGACUCCAGGGACGCCCGGCACGCCGGGAUCCGUCCCCAAGGAGAACGUGUGGAGGAGCGUUUUCAAUCCCGGGAGCAACCUCGCCACCAGGUCCAUCGGCGCUCAUGAGCUCUACGACCGCCCGUCCCAGCCCAACUCUCCCACCGUCUACGACUGGCUUUACAGCGGGGACACGAGGAGCAAGCAUCGGUAGAUGAUGGAGGGAGGAAUAUUGACGUGUCGUCGAUCGUCGUCGUGGCAAGAUUACUAUAAUUAAUAUAUAUACAAAUGAUGAAAAACGUUAUUAACUGAGAGAGCCCGUCCGUGAAGUAUAUAAAUAAAGCCGUUUUGUGGGAGGUGGUGUUGCCGUUUUAUUACCCGCCGUUUCUCGUCUCUGUAUUCUUCUUCCCCGUCGAUCGGGGAAGAAAGACUUUCGAGCUUUUUUUUAUGGUUUUCUUUGAUAUGCUUUGUUCCAUGACCAGUCACUAUGUUGUACUACUACUACUACUAGCUACGACGUACUAUUAAUAUUACUAUAAUGAAGCUUUUGCCGAUUUCUGUCCUGUACGCUUUGUCCCAGUCGUAUUUGUCAAAGUUCAUCCAGUUUCAGGCACUGGUCUGAGGUACAUACUGUUCAUCAAAGUGAUGGGAGUAGAGGAGGAUUCAGUUUUACGGUCAUGUCUCUUAUCUCUAUGAGAGUAAUAGAUGAUCUAUCCACUAAUACGACAACGUACAUGAUGAUGAGGUGGAUGGUGUGAUUUGGAUAAGGGACACGUAUAUAGGGGUAACUAUACAGUCCGAUCCGGUUAAAUUGGACCAAAUUGAUCCGGUUCCAGUCCGGUCUUUUCUGGAAUAUAAGGAUCAAAGAUUGGAUUGGAUACAGUUGGGUGUUGAUCCGGUCCGGUCCCAAAUUGAUCUUGAUUUUAGGUGUUGGGGGUCUCUUAUCCGGUCUUUAUCCGAGUUUUUUUACCUCAAAUUUAAGCCCGAAUAUGAGAUUGGAUUGUUUGCUAUCCGGUUUCAGUCCGAUCCAGAUCCGAGUUAUACAGUUCGGUUUUAGGUAAAACCAAACAGUCCGGACCAAAUAGCCAGCGACGUGAGUCAACACUCAGCAUGUGACCCGACGAACUCGAAUAAGUCCAACCUGCCUUGGAAAGCCGAACCUGUGGGUACCAUAACGAUGGGUUUUGGUGGAGAUAAUUACAGGGACAAGCUACGGUGCUAAUCCUAUAGGGGUUAGCACCGUCCUAAUAGUCGUGGUUGUGUUUUUGUAUGGAAGUUUUUGGUAGUCAUUUUUUAUUGAUCGCCUGUGUUGUUAAUAUGUAGGAUCUGCAGUAGUUUGAUGUGCAGUCAUGGUAGUGUUUCUGGUCAUACUAUGUAGUUUCGUCAAUAUUAAGGUGCAAUAUAUUGGUAGUAGUUGUUUUUAAUAAUACAUGUGUAGUGUUUGUAUGAAUACGUGUAUAGCGUUUUUGGGGUUAGCAAGUGCUAACGAGGUAUGGGGUUAGCAUACCAUCCCACCCCCAAUUCAUACAUACACUAGAUGGUACUCAUAAUGAUGGGUUGGGUUGAGUUAAUUAAUCAUUAGCUAACUUAAGUGGGUAAAAGUUUUCAUCAAGGUUGGUGGGUGGAACUGGAAUAUAGUAUUGGGUUUUGGGUCCUCAAUUGUUUUUGUUCGCUUGGGCUUUCACUAUUUUGUGAUAAGCCUUUCGUGGGCCUGGACAUCGAACCGUUUAACCAUAUAUGGCCUAAAGGAAUAAGCCUGUAAAGGUUCC
This is a messenger RNA of Linum trigynum, 3159 nucleotides long. The record is from the annotation of a GenBank genome assembly. Lineage: Eukaryota; Viridiplantae; Streptophyta; Magnoliopsida; Malpighiales; Linaceae.